Messenger RNA from Haliaeetus leucocephalus (bald eagle), 3098 nucleotides. RefSeq names its product autophagy related 7 (gene ATG7). The record is from RefSeq and is a predicted model, not a curated record. The transcript is spliced from 19 exons. Gene Ontology annotation, biological process: C-terminal protein lipidation; autophagosome assembly; cellular response to nitrogen starvation. The coding region runs from base 163 to 2292 and encodes 709 amino acids. Gene Ontology annotation, molecular function: Atg12 activating enzyme activity; Atg8 activating enzyme activity. Gene Ontology annotation, cellular component: phagophore assembly site; cytoplasm. Lineage: Eukaryota; Metazoa; Chordata; Aves; Accipitriformes; Accipitridae.
CUUGAUAAGGGGCGCUAGCCAAGAAGCAGCUCUUCGGAAGAGGUGGUGGUGGGAAAUAGUCAUUUCCUUUGUCACCUGGAUGGAGAGGAGGUCUUCAACAUACUCCACUCUGGACCGCAGAAUAAAAAGAAUUCUGUUUAGCAGCGAUCAUUAACUAAAAUCAUGGCAGCUGCCAGUAGUGAGGUGCACCAUCCUGUAGAUCCUGGAAUAUCAAAGCUGCAGUUUGCUCCUUUCAGUAGUGCCUUGGAUGCAGGAUUCUGGCAUGAACUAACACAGAAGAAACUCAAUGAGUACCGAUUGGAUGAGACCCCAAAAGUUAUCAAAGGAUACUACUAUAAUGGUGAUCCUUUGGGUUUGCCAGCUCGCUUGACAUUGGAGUUUAGUGCCUUUGAUAUGAAUGCUUCAAUACCAGCACAUUGCUGUCCUGCUUUCGGAACAUUGUAUAAUACCAACACUUUUGAGACUUUCAAAUCCUGUGAUAAGAAAUCAUUUCUGGAGAAAGAAGCAAAUGAGAUAUGGGAAUCCAUAAAAUCUGGAGCUGCUCUUGAAAACCCUCUGCUCUUGAACAGGUUCCUGCUGCUGACAUUCGCAGAUCUAAAAAAGUAUCAUUUCUAUUACUGGUUUUGCUACCCUGCUCUCUGCUUCCCUGAUGGAAUACAUAUAAUUCAGAAACCAGUGUGUCUUGGUGACAGAUUCACAUUAAGUCAGAUUCAAGCACUUCAGAAAGCAUAUGAUGAGCUUUGCCACAAAGAGGGGGUUACAGCUUUGCCUUAUUUUUUAAUCAAGUAUCAUGACAAUUCUGUCGUGAUAUCUCCACUGAAAAGGUGGGAUGGUUUCUUUCAAGACCAAGGGGGAAAGGUGGCAGUUGGAGUUUAUGAUCCAUGUAAUUUAUCCCACUAUCCAGGAUGGCCACUGAGAAAUUUCCUGAUCCUGGCAGCCCAUAAAUGGGGCAGCCUUCUCCAGUCAGUUGAAGUGCUCUGCUUCAGAGAUAGGACCAUGCAAGGGGUGAGAGACGUAACACACAGCAUUAUCUUUGAAAUAAAACUUCCAGAGAGAGCCCUUGGCCCAGAUUGUCCAAAAGCUGUUGGAUGGGAGAAGAACCAAAAGGGAGGCAUGGGUCCAAGGAUGGUGAAUCUCAGUGAAUGCAUGGAUCCAAAAAGGUUAGCAGAAUCAUCAGUGGAUCUUAAUUUGAAAUUGAUGUGCUGGCGGUUGGUGCCUACUCUUGAUUUGGAAAAAAUUGUGUCUGCCAAGUGUCUGCUGCUAGGAGCUGGUACACUGGGUUGUAGUGUUGCAAGGACUUUGAUGGGUUGGGGAGUCAGGAAGAUUACAUUUGUGGACAAUGCAAAGAUCUCUUACUCCAACCCAGUACGACAGCCACUGUAUGAGUUUGAAGACUGUCUUAGUGGGGGGAAGCCAAAGGCACUUGCAGCAGCAGACAGGCUACAGAAAAUCUUCCCAGGAGUGAGUUCAGAAGGCUAUAACAUGAGCAUCCCUAUGCCAGGCCACCCAGUGAAUUUUUCUGAAGUAACAAUGGCACAGGCUCGGAAGGAUGUGGCUAAACUUGAAGAGCUGAUUGAUGCUCAUGAUGUUGUUUUCCUACUAAUGGACACUAGAGAGAGUCGAUGGCUUCCUGCUGUCAUUGCAGCCAGCAAGAGGAAGUUGGUCAUCAAUGCUGCAUUGGGAUUUGACACAUUUGUUGUUAUGAGACACGGACUAAAGAAACCAAAACAGCAAGAAUCUGGUGAUUCAUGUUUCAACAAUGCCUCUGGUUCUUCUGAUCUUUUGGGAUCAUCACUCUUUUCAAAUAUCCCUGGCUAUAAACUGGGUUGCUACUUCUGCAAUGAUGUUGUGGCACCAGGAGAUUCCACCAGGGAUCGGACAUUGGAUCAGCAGUGCACAGUCAGUCGGCCUGGAUUAGCCAUGGUAGCUGGAGCUCUUGCAGUGGAAUUAAUGGUUUCUGUUUUACAACAUCCAGAAGGUGGUUAUGCUGUGGCCAGCAGUAGUGACGAUAGAAUGAAUGAGCCGCCUACUUCUCUUGGACUUGUUCCUCAUCAGAUCCGUGGAUUUUUAUCAAGAUUUGAUAAUGUUCUUCCAGUCAGCCUGGCAUUUGAUAAAUGCACAGCCUGUUCAACCAAAGUCCUUGACCAGUAUGAACGAGAAGGGUUUAAUUUCCUAGCUAAAGUUUUUAAUUCUUCACAUUCCUUCUUAGAAGACUUGACAGGUCUAACUUUAUUACACCAGGAGACACAGGCUGCUGAGAUCUGGGACAUGAGUGAUGAUGAAACAGUCUGAAAAUCAGCUGAAUAAGGUGGAAGAUGACCUACUUUGGACUGCAGCGCUGCCUUUUAUGUUAUUUGACAAGUUAAUGAUUGCUUGGCCAUUCUGACUGCUACAAAUACAAACAAAUAUAAUCCACAUUUUGACAUUAAUAUCUUCACCUUGAAAGCAGUCUGUUAUGGAUAUAACUCUCCACAUUUUCAUUUUUAUUAUGUAAAUAACUAAAGCAAUGUGGUUAUGUUUAAAUGUAAUCUUUUCUUUUUUUUUUUUUUGUUUCUAAAUAUGGCUUACAUAUAAAAUAUGCUGCUUAAGUAAACUUUGGUGUUUUAUUCAUCCCAGUUAUUUUGCUUGUCAAUGGACAUGUCCAAGCAGCAUGUCUGAAUGUCUUUUUUCAUCUUUCCCAGAUUUGUGCCCCUUUAGUUGGAAUUUAUUGUUAAGAUUGAGAAUAUUCUGCUAUUGGGAGUUAAACUGCAUCUUUAAAGGAGAGCAGGAGUAGGUAAGAACCUACACCUACUGCCUACACCACAUUGCUUGCUGUUUCAAAGUACAUAUUUAUAGUAAGUUCAUUUGUUCUUGCCUGUGUCAAUGAAGAUGUUAUUCUCUGUAAAGAUCUCAUAAUUUCAUGCUAUGAAAGAAAUGUGGUUUGACUUAUUUUUACACAGUAGAGACCAAAAAGCAUUGGUAUCAUGAUUAGGCUCCCCUGAAGUUUAGAGAAGGCUCUGAUAUGUAGUAAAAAUUGCUUUGGGGGGUGGAUCACUGAUUCAGCCAAAACUUGUAGAGAAGUGCUUAACUGAAAUAAGAAAUUGGUUCUCUAACUUUGC